This is a messenger RNA of Myripristis murdjan (pinecone soldierfish), 1143 nucleotides long. RefSeq names its product prolactin releasing hormone receptor 2a (gene prlhr2a). Gene Ontology annotation, cellular component: neuron projection; plasma membrane. Gene Ontology annotation, molecular function: neuropeptide binding; neuropeptide Y receptor activity. The record is from RefSeq and is a predicted model, not a curated record. Lineage: Eukaryota; Metazoa; Chordata; Actinopteri; Holocentriformes; Holocentridae. Gene Ontology annotation, biological process: G protein-coupled receptor signaling pathway. The coding region runs from base 1 to 1095 and encodes 364 amino acids. The transcript is spliced from 2 exons.
AUGGAAGGCAUGGGCAGCGGCUGGGCAGCAGAGCUUACCCCCUCAUGUGUGGGUGAUGUGGAAGGGAACGACACAGGUCAGGUCUUUGAGGUGGCUCUGCAGAAUGGCUCCUCCAAGCGCAGCCCCCAGUUUGUAGGGGUGGAGCUGCUGCAGUCCUUCAAGCUGCUCAUCAUCCCCUGCUACACCCUCGUGGUGCUGGUGGGCGUCUUUGGCAACUACCUGCUCCUUUAUGUCAUCUGCCGCACCCGCAAGAUGCACAACGUCACCAACUUUUUCAUCGGCAACCUCGCCUUCUCCGACAUGCUGAUGUGUGCUACGUGCGUCCCGUUUACAUUGGCCUACGCCUUCAACCCCCGUGGGUGGGUCUUUGGCCGCUUCAUGUGCUACCUGGUGUAUCUCAUCCAGCCAGUGACAGUAUAUGUGUCUGUCUUCACGCUUACCGCUAUUGGCGUAGACAGAUAUUACGCCACAGUGCACCCUCUGAAAAAGCGCAUCUCGGUCUUGGCGUGCACCUACCUCCUGUCCGGGGUUUGGCUGCUGUCCUGCGGCCUGGUGGCGCCAGCCGUGGCUCACACCUACCAUGUGGAGUUCAAGAAUGAGGGCUUCACCAUCUGCGAGGAGUUCUGGAUGGGCCAGGAGAAGGAGCGGCUGGCCUACGCGUACAGCACACUCUUCAUCACCUACGUCCUACCCCUGUCGGCUCUCUGCAUCUCUUACCUGUGCAUCUCCGUCAAACUGCGGAACUGCGUCGUACCCGGCCAUCGCACCCAGAGCCAGGCGGAGGCGCAGCGCGUACGCAAGCGCAAAACCUUCCGUCUGGUGAGCCUGGUCGUGGCGGCCUUUGGUUUCUGCUGGAUGCCCAUCAGUGUGUUCAACAUCCUGCGUGAUAUUGACAUCAACCUGAUCGAUAAGCGCUACUUCUUGCUGAUUCAGCUGCUGUGUCACCUGUGUGCCAUGAGCUCCUCCUGCUGCAACCCGUUCCUUUACGCCUGGCUGCACGACCGCUUCCGCGCCGAGCUGCGCAAAAUGUUCACAUGCCACCACCGCAUCGGCAUCCCGGCCAACAACGGUGCCACGGCCAGCGUGGUGCUGUAAGGCUCCGGUUAUUCAUACAGCUGUUGUAGAUAAUUUUGGACAGUGUAA